AUGCAGUGUGGCUGCCUGCCCCAGGGCCUGCCCGUUCUGCCCAGCUCCCACUGGGUAUCAGGCCUGGCCUUCCCUGCCUGGGCAUACAAAGCUGAGUCCAGCCCCGGCUCCCGGCAGAUCCAGCUGUGGCAUUUCAUCCUGGAGCUGCUGCAGCAGGAGGAGUUUGGCCAUGUCAUCGCCUGGCAGCAGGGGGAGCACGGCGAGUUCGUCAUCAAGGACCCCGAGGAGAUGGCUCGGCUCUGGGGGCAAAGGAAAUGCAAACCCCAGAUGAACUAUGACAAGAUGAGCCGGGCACUCAGGUACUACUACAACAAGCGCAUCCUGCACAAGACCAAGGGCAAGCGCUUCACCUACAGGUUCAACUUGAGCAAUCUCAUCUUCCUCAGCUGCCCGCUGUGGGAUGCCCACCACCCAUCACUGCCAGGCACCAGCAGCCGGUGCCAGCCCCCCACCAUGCCGAGACAGCUGGUGUCAAGGGUGCUGCUGAGCCAGCAGGUGCUGGCAGAGCCCCUGGCCUGGCAGCGGGAUGCCUCGCACCCCCAGCACCCCGACACGCUGGAGAAGAGGGUGCUCAUCCCCAGGAUCUGUAAGUAG
Molecule: messenger RNA, 594 nt
Organism: Colius striatus (speckled mousebird)
Lineage: Eukaryota; Metazoa; Chordata; Aves; Coliiformes; Coliidae
Product: ETS translocation variant 3-like protein
Exons: 4
Coding region: 1-594 (197 amino acids)
Biological process (GO): cell differentiation; regulation of transcription by RNA polymerase II
Cellular component (GO): nucleus
Molecular function (GO): DNA-binding transcription factor activity, RNA polymerase II-specific; sequence-specific DNA binding
Source: RefSeq, a predicted model, not a curated record